AUGACUUUAAUCGCUGCGAAAGGAAACAUUCGAACUGGUUUAUUGAUAUUUCCUGUGAUCGACAUUCAAAUGCCUGUGGCUAUGAAUUUUUUAACAACAAUUUGUGGCAUGUACGAACAUGGCUGUAACAAAGUGAAAACUGCGCAAUGUUGUUGUGAUUAUUCACCGAGAAUGCGCCACAUUUGGAUUAAAACAUGA
Clunio marinus is the source of this 198-nucleotide messenger RNA. NCBI's taxonomy places the organism in Eukaryota, Metazoa, Arthropoda, Insecta, Diptera, Chironomidae. The record is from the annotation of a GenBank genome assembly.